This is a messenger RNA of Pseudomyrmex gracilis, 399 nucleotides long. RefSeq lists its product as uncharacterized. The coding region runs from base 1 to 399 and encodes 132 amino acids. NCBI's taxonomy places the organism in Eukaryota, Metazoa, Arthropoda, Insecta, Hymenoptera, Formicidae. The record is from RefSeq and is a predicted model, not a curated record. The transcript has a single exon.
AUGAAGUACAUAAGAAAGAAAUUAAGCUUGACGGACUUUGGGAUUGCCCACGUCCGCCCCAAGCGAGUGAUCAUCGGAGCUCUAAUAGAGAUCCCCGGUGACGACAAUGAAGACAGAGCGGACAGGUUGUGUGCCGCAAUGUCUCCCCUGGCGGAAGAAAAGGGAGCCAAGGUGUCGAGGCCGAUAAAGACUGUGGAGCUGCGCGUCAAGAGUCUCGACGACUCUGUCUCCCCGGAAGAAGUGAGGGACGCGGUGGCGUCCGCCGAGGGUUGUCGGUCGACCGAUAUUAAGGUCGACCAAACUCGCGCUUCCCCUAACGGACUGCUCACUGCGUGGGUUCAAUGCCUAGUGGCAGCGGCCAGAAGAAUAGUGGGCGACGAUGCCAUAAACGUCGGAUGA